AUGUAUUUGGAAACUAGAAGGGCUAUUUUUGUUUUUUGGAUUUUUCUCCAAGUUCAAGGAAGCAAAGAUCGCGCCAUUAAAAUAUACCAUUCUGAAACUAAAGACAUAGACAAUGCCCCAAGAAUCGAAACAACUGAAAGUACUGCAAAAAUGUACAAAAUGUCAACCAUGCAACGAAUAUUCGAUUUGGCCAAGCAUCGAACAAAAAGGUCAACAUUUUUCCCAACUGGGGUUAAAGUCUGUCCACAGGAAUCCAUGAAACAGAUUGUAGCCAGUCUUCAAGCUUAUUAUAGAUUGAGAGUGUGUCAGGAAGCAGUGUGGGAAGCAUAUCGGAUCUUUCUGGAUCGCAUCCCUGACCCAGGGGAACACCAGGACUGGGUCAGCCUCUGCCAGCAGGAGACUUUCUGCCUCUUUGACAUUGGAAAAAAUUUCAGCAAUUCCCAAGAGCACCUGGAUCUUCUUCAGCGGAGAAUAAAACAGAGACGCUUCCCUGAGAGAAAAGAUGAAAUAUCUACAGAGAAGACAUUUGAAGAGCCUGGUGAGACCCAUGGGUUUUCUACCGUUGUUGCCCAUGGCUCCCUUGGACCCUUCCCGCUCACUCUGGAUGACACACUCCUCAAUGACACCAAGAUGCCUACAAUAGGAAGAAAAGCAGAAUCCACUAAGGUACCCGAGGGCCCACUGGAGCAGAAGGUGGAGCUGAGCAUCACGCUGGCAAACCAGAAGUUCAAGGCAGAACUCAUGGACUCCCAGUCCCCAUAUUAUCAGGAGCUGGCAGCGAAGUCUCAACUCCAGAUGCAAAAGGUAUUUAAGAAACUUCCAGGAUUCAAAGAAAUCCAUGUGCUAGGAUUUAGACCAAAGAAAGGAAGAGAUGGUUCAAGCUCCACAGAGACACGACUUAUGGCCAUCUUUAAGAGAGACGGUGCAGAAGUAAAAAGCCCUGCAAGUGACCUCCUGUCUUUUGAUUCCAACAAAAUUGAAAGUGAAGGAGUUCUUCAUGGAAUGAUGGAGGAGGACAAGCAACCAGAAAUCUAUCUCACAGCUUUAGACCUCAAAAAGCUGAUCAGCCGAGCAGUAGAGGAAGACAAAUCCUUGGAUGUGGAAACAAUUCAGUUCAUUGAUGAAUAUUUUGGGUCACUGCCAGACUCUGAUCCUGACUCCCACUCAGGGCUGCCUACACUUCUGGCUGAUAUCAUAAAGGAUGCUACUUUGAGUCCAGAACUUCCUUUUGGUCAAUCCAGGCUUGAGACAGUGGACAGAACAGGACACAGUAUACCUGGCAGUUCUGGGUCUCCACCUGCCAAGGCCUCUGCUUCUCUAUCAGACACUCUACCCUUCUUUACUGCAUCAAGCAUCUUCUCUCUGACUGAUCAAAGUGCCACAGACAUAAUGCCCAUUGACCAGACCGUACUAAUCCCAGGACUAACCAUCCCCACGGAUGACUAUUCUGCCAUCAGCCAAUCAGCUCUGGAAAUUUCACAUUCAACUGCAUCUUCAGGCAGCCAAGAUAUCAUGAGAGACUUAGACAUAAUGGGUCUAACUAGUGCUCCUGCCUCCUCUGACGUACCAAGACUCAGGGGGGAUGUUUCUACCCCAGGUCAUUUCUUGGAGAAUACCACUCCUAACCCAGCUUUACAGUACAUCACCACUAGUUCUAUGACCAUGGCCACCACGGGCCAAGAACUGGUAGUGUUCUUCAGUCUGCGAGUUGCUAACAUGCCCUUCUCCAACAACCUGUUCAACAAGAGUUCUCUGGAGUACCAAGCUCUGGAGCAACAGUUCACACAGCUGCUGGUUCCAUACCUACGCUCCAAUCUUACAGGAUUUAAGCAACUUGAAAUACUUAACUUCAGAAAUGGGAGUGUGAUCGUGAAUAGCAAAAUGAGGUUUGCUAAGUCGGUGCCCUAUAACCUCACCAAGGCUGUGCAGGGGGUCUUGGAGGAUUUUCGUUCUGCUGCAGCCCAACGACUUGACCUAGAGAUAGACAGUUACUCUCUCGACGUUGAACCAGCCGAUCAAGCAGAUCCCUGCAAAUUCCUGGCCUGCGGUGAAUUUGCCGAGUGUGUAAAAAAUGAGCAGACGGAGGAAGCAGAGUGUCGCUGCAGACCAGGGCGCGAGAGCCAGGGGCGCCGGCAGCACGGGGACCCAGGCCUCUGUGCCCCCGCGGAGGAAUGUGAGGUCAUCCAGGGAAAGGGAGCUCCAUGCAGGUCGUCAGGUCACUCUAAAAAUCAAGCAUACAAAACUAGUGUCAAAAAGUUCCAACAUCAGCAAAAUAACAAGAUAAUCAAGAAAAGAGAUUCUGAAUUACCGACUGGAGGAUAUGAAGAAUUUAACUAUCAAGAUUGGGAAGGAAAUUAAAAACUAAAAAUGUACAGAUUAUAACUUAAUCUGUCUCAAGAGAAAUGGUUUGCUUUCUCAAGGUAAAUUGUAUCCACUGUGUUAAAAUUCUGAAAACAUAGGCAGGCAUAUUCACUGGUCAUCAGAAUCCAG
This is a messenger RNA of Ailuropoda melanoleuca (giant panda), 2490 nucleotides long. It is a transcript of the gene IMPG1, whose product is annotated as interphotoreceptor matrix proteoglycan 1. The transcript is spliced from 17 exons. Gene Ontology annotation, biological process: visual perception. NCBI's taxonomy places the organism in Eukaryota, Metazoa, Chordata, Mammalia, Carnivora, Ursidae. The record is from RefSeq and is a predicted model, not a curated record. The coding region runs from base 1 to 2358 and encodes 785 amino acids.